UGGCUGGCGGCAGAGGAAGACUUCAUCUUGAUUUAAGAGAGAGAUAACACCCUCGAUAGAACUGUGACAAAGGGUAGAUAGACAGUGAGAGGAGAUAGUGAGGGAGUGUAGACGCCAGCGAAGGAGAGGACAAGAGAGAAGAGCGAUACACUGUGCCUUUAACGCACCAAGCCCCUCCUCCACUGAGCGGAGCAGAAGAGCAGAGUGGUGCUGGCAGGAGCCUGAGCCCCACAAUAAACUCUGGCAUCAGCUUCUCUUCAUCCGGCAGUCAGCGAGGACACAGUGAGGGCGCAGGGGCAGAGAGAGACGGGGGCCGGAGAAAGAGAAAGAGCAAGAGCAAGUAUGACAGAGAGGGGGGAGAGGCACGGAAACAGGCAGAUAGGCAGAGAGGAGAGGCUGUCAUAGGAAUCACACAGCUCUGCACACAGCUUACAGCUCAGCCGCUCUGUCUACUGCCUCCUGAUGCAGGCAAACGCUGACGGGGAUGACGGGUGGCUUGUUUUCAGUGGCACAGUUAUCUGAGUGAUGGUAGCAACCGCGGCGUCAGGAUCCGAAGCAGGAGCACUCCUUGCCGCUCUGGCUCUUAGUCAUCUCCAGCCUCCUCUCUCCUCUUCUCAGAGUGCUAUCAGGGCCAUUCAUCGUUCCCAUCUCAUGCCUCCUGCCUCCUCCUCCUCCUCCUCCUCCUCCUCCUCCACAGCUUCAUCCUCCCCUUCUACUCCUCCUCUGAUGAGCCUCAGCCUCAGAGUGAAAUAACCCUGCUGAUAGAAGCUUCUCUCUCUGUCAAGACAGUGCCAUGUGUGAUUGGCCAGCACACCCUGUGGCAGUGGCAUUGCCCCGGAUUUGGCGAGAAGCUCUCCCCCCCGCUUGUUCUCUGGGGCUCCUCUGGGAAGCUUUCAUGGGAUUUAUCUCGUCCUGCUGGAUGGCACAGAGCUUUCUGCUUCUCUGAAAAGAGUCCACAGAGAAAACACACACUACACGGAUAAGAAGUAAAAUAAUUAUCCAAUCACAGCACAAGGAGGCAGACCGGGUUCCCUUAGCAACAACUGAAGGAGAGAAGAGAAUCCUUUUCUCUUUCUGCUCCCUUGGUUUUUGGGCACACCCCUGUGGACUGCUGUGGGUCAGUGUUUGUGAGAGGACUUGGAGAGAGGAGCAUCGUUGCAUAAGACAAGCUGCCACCCAAAUUCCAGGGGAAGGUGCUCUCAUUCGCCUUCCAGCUCUUUGUAACUGUGUUUCAUCGACAACCAUGAUUUUUUGUUAUCCCUCCACAAAUUCUCAUCACAAGUCACGUUCCACUGGCUUAGAAAUCAAUUCAUUCUGAUCCCACGCCACCUGGAAUAAGCCCUGCUUUGGGGGAGAGAUAGGACGUUCUGUGAAAAGACCCACACCUACCUUCCUCCCUUUCACGGACAAGAAGCGAAGGACAACAUGAUUAAGUCAUCAUCUGCAAAGAAGAUGGAUGUGAAGCGAAGUUUAUUUUGAUGUGAGUUUCUUGUUGAGUCCUUUUUUUUUAUUUUUCCUGUCCUCCUGAGGUGGAAACGCCACACUGCACAGAGGAAUAUCCCCUUUUUUCCAAACAGGAUCUGUUCUUUCUCUCAUAAAAGACAGUAGCCUUCCCUGAGGGACUAUAUUUUAGAAGGCGAAUCUUGUCACUGCUGGCAACCAAUAACGUAGUGGACGAGAAUUUUCAAAUUUGAGCCACUGCUGGGAGUUCUAUUUUUCUAUCUAUGUUGGAUAGUUUACUCUAUAGAGGGGUCAAUAUGAACCCCUUUUCUGCUUUCACUUUUCUAUGUUAGCCUGCUAUUAUGUUACUGUGUUUCACAAGUAAAAAAGAUUGCGCAGGACAAGUGGAAGAGGGGAAAAGUCUCUUCCCUGUAUAGACAGGCGUUUUAAAUAGCAUCUCCUCGGGAACAAUUUCAAACGUACACACUGACACAUGAGAUGAGUUGGCUCAACAUGAUUAUGUAAGAGUUUCAUACCAGCUUUAGCCCAUGUAUUUUGCCUCUUUCUUUUCCAUGGAUUUACUGCGUUUGACUUUUCCCAUGCUCAUUUUCUCUUCGUUUUUGGACGCAUCUACCAGAAGGCAUGGAUGUCAGAGUGUGACCCUGUGCCGAGUGUGCGGGCGAGGCAAGGUGUUUUGGCUGCCCAGGUGCUUUUAAGAUGUUGAGGUCUCCCUGCGUGGCCGGGGCCCCUGUUCGGAUCAGUAGCACUGAGGCUCCUUGUAGCCAAAGACAUGGACCCCGACUCGGCUCCCCCACGCCCUCAGCCUGUUGGCCACUGGCCCCACGUCGCCCUGUAAAGGAUGUCCCUCAGCAGAGCUCCGGCCCGGGACACCUCUGAGACCCCCAGCCCGAGAGAACGCAUCCGCAGCCACAUGAAGAUGGUGAUUGACCAGCUGGACGGCAUUCUCAAAGAGCUCAAGGAUGUGGCCAAGGAACUCCGGGAGGUGGUGGGUCAGAUCGAUAAAUUAACGUCAGACUUUGACUUUGACCUGGAGCCAGAUGACUGGACGGUGGCCACAGCCAGCAGCACGUCCAGCAGUGAGCGGGGUUUGGGAGAAGCCUUCAGGCUGGACUUCCUCAAUGCAGAUGUGCUUUCUGAUAGCUGGGAGUUCUGCAGCUACCUGGAGGCCGCUGGCGCCUCUGCCCGCAGACCUGGUGAGCAACCAGGAGAUCUACAUCCGGAGCUGGGCCGUGGGACUAUCCCCACCCAGACGCAGACCCCCACCCCGCCCCCCACCACUGCCUCUGUCUACUCCCAGAUGAAUGGCGGGCUGCCCAUCCCAAACGGGCCCCGCAUUAUUACUCCAGAUUCAUCCAGCGAGGAGGCCAGCAGCUCCACGCACAGCCACAAGACUUCUCGUACCUCCGGCACAAGAGAGAGGGUCCGCUUCAGUGACAAAAUUCUGUACCACGCGUUGUGCUGUGACGAUGAUGAGGAGGAGGAGGAGCAAGAGGAGUUACAGGAGGACAAGAGUGGCUGUGCUACACCAGACAGCGAUAGUGAGCCUAGUCUCCUGGCCAGCUCGGUCACCCCCAAACGUUCUUCCUCUGAGCACUCACUCCUCCAUAACUGUCUGGACCCUUCCUAUGUCUCCUCGCCAGUGAAAGGGAUGACAGGAGCUCACACACUACCCAGGAAAGGUCUCUUAAACCCCGGCUGCCGCAAAAAACUGUUACGAAAUAGCAGCACACAAACUGUCUCUGACAAGAGCACCCAAACUGUACUGCCCUAUAUUCCAACCAAACAGAAAACAAAGGACCACUGAGAAAGCCCUA
This is a messenger RNA of Thunnus maccoyii (southern bluefin tuna), 3275 nucleotides long. RefSeq names its product inhibitory synaptic factor 1 (gene insyn1). Gene Ontology annotation, biological process: inhibitory postsynaptic potential. The record is from RefSeq and is a predicted model, not a curated record. Bases 2300 to 3265 code for a protein of 321 amino acids. Gene Ontology annotation, cellular component: postsynaptic density. Lineage: Eukaryota; Metazoa; Chordata; Actinopteri; Scombriformes; Scombridae. The transcript has 3 exons.